This is a messenger RNA of Branchiostoma floridae (Florida lancelet), 517 nucleotides long. RefSeq names its product neuronal acetylcholine receptor subunit alpha-3-like. The record is from RefSeq and is a predicted model, not a curated record. Lineage: Eukaryota; Metazoa; Chordata; Leptocardii; Amphioxiformes; Branchiostomatidae. Gene Ontology annotation, biological process: synaptic transmission, cholinergic; nervous system process; monoatomic ion transmembrane transport. Gene Ontology annotation, cellular component: acetylcholine-gated channel complex; neuron projection; postsynaptic membrane. The coding region runs from base 101 to 463 and encodes 120 amino acids. The transcript is spliced from 4 exons. Gene Ontology annotation, molecular function: acetylcholine receptor activity; acetylcholine-gated monoatomic cation-selective channel activity; acetylcholine binding.
AUCAGCGUGUGCUCUUGAUGUGAUUCUGCACCGGUACUAGUUCGAGCCGGACAGGUGGGCUAACACGAGACGGACACUGGUGACGAGUUCUGCAGUCGCCAUGGCUGGAUUCCAUGGUGUGGUUACUACAUAUACAACUGUCGUCAUGUUUUUAGCUCUAGGAGCUGCGCUGAACAUUACAACUGAGAACCGUUUGAGGACCGUGUUGAUGACCGGCUACAACUCAGGUGUGAGACCCAAGAUCAACAGUACGGAGGCGAUAGCAGUCUAUCUGGACGUGGCUCUGCAUCAAGUCAUAGAAGUGGUAUCCAAAAGCCAGUUGCUCAUCACAAAUCUACGAGUCAAACAUUACUGGAAGGACGAGUUCCUUGUCUGGGACCCAGCAGAGUUCAGCGGCCUCAGUAAGAUCAGGAUCCCCAGUGAACAGAUAUGGCGGCCUGACAUAUACCUCUUCAACAGGUGAUUAAUAGAAUAAGACACGGUAUCAAUAGCAAACAUGUGGUAUAUGUUUCUCCGC